UUCGCAAACGAACCAUCAAUACUUCCUUUCCGGUCAUUUCUUUCCAUACAGCUGCAUUUCACGGGGCUAGGAGAGCAGUAUAACAGCCAUUUAAACGCUGAAUCUGUAAGUCUAGUUUUAAAAGCCUAAUUGGACACCAGCACAAACAUGUCACACACAAUUCUGCUUGUCCAGCCAACUAAGAGACCAGAGGGGCGAACAUAUGCCGACUACGAGUCAGUCAACGAAUGCAUGGAAGGUGUGUGUAAAAUGUACGAAGAGCACCUGAAGAGGAUGAAUCCCAACAGUCCCUCCAUCACUUAUGACAUCAGCCAGCUGUUUGACUUCAUUGACGACUUGGCGGACCUCAGCUGUCUAGUGUACCGGGCGGACACUCAGACGUACCAGCCAUACAACAAAGACUGGAUCAAGGAGAAGAUUUACGUGCUGCUGCGGCGUCAGGCCCAACAAGCUGGGAAGUAGAGGCAGGCAGGAAGGGAGGUAGCUAAGAGGUUGCCCCCAUUGCAUAGAUCUAGGGUCAGUUUGCUCUACCCCAAUCAGAACCCAAACCACUAGGAGGUAAAAAACUGAUUCUGGACCAGUGCAUAGGGGCAACUUCAUCCUUCAUCAGAUGGGGGUAGGGGUGGGCCUUGGUUUUAUUGGUUGGGGUUAUUACUGGGCUGUAUAAAGGGAGGGGGACAGUGGCCCUGUUCGAGUACACACAACACAAAGUGCAUCCUGCCUUCCUUGAGAUAAUCACAGAUCUAGAAGUGAUUGGAUAGAUGAGAGCAAGGUUAUCAACCUAUUGCUUUUGCCAAUCCAACCAGAUCAGAUCAAUGAGUACUCCAAGGAAGGGAGAAAAGUAUAUUGAAGGUAUUCGAACAGGGACUGUGAUCUGGGGGUGGGGAGACAUGACAGUGAUCUAUGGGGUGGGGCUCGGCAGACAAGCCUGUCAUUUGUUUGGGUCUAUUUGUGGGAGGGGCUAGUUGCUUGGUGAAAAUGGUUCUAUUGAACAGAAGGAAAAUGAGCUAAAAACAGGACAACUAUUAAAGUACUAUUUUUCUUUCAGUAUUUUUUUUUAUUUUUGUUGAAGGAAGAGGGAUAUGAGUGUGACUAUUUGCUUUGUUUUUAUACCUGUAAGGGAGAGUUGAAUUGAAACAUGCCACUGAGGGUGACCGAUAAGAGUGUGAUUUGUUCAUUUAAACUGAAAUUCAAAUGUUUUGAUUUAGGGUGAAAUUAAAGUGUCAGUAGAUUCAUCUUC
This is a messenger RNA of Coregonus clupeaformis (lake whitefish), 1240 nucleotides long. Its product is annotated as enhancer of rudimentary homolog. The transcript is spliced from 4 exons. Bases 148 to 462 code for a protein of 104 amino acids. The record is from RefSeq and is a predicted model, not a curated record. Lineage: Eukaryota; Metazoa; Chordata; Actinopteri; Salmoniformes; Salmonidae.